AUGGCAUCAGCAGCAGUCCAACAACCCGGAGGACACUCGACGUCGUUCGAGCCCCUCGUGACUCAAGUCCAGGAGACCAAGACCACUCAACCUGAGAAACACCAUGUUCAGACGUCGUUGAACUAUUAUAAAGAAGCCGCUGAUGGAAGUCCGCCAGCACCAACCUAUGUGGGCAGGCCAGAGACAUAUGAACGACCUGUUCAGCCCUUUGACGUGACCAUCCAUGACAUUCGAGGCGAAGAGGACAAGUAUACCCUCGAUGGCCAAGGCUUCCAGAUCUACAAGCACUCGAGUGUGGAAAAGGACUUCAUCGACGAUGAACAGAUCAAGGCACAAUACUACCCGGAGGUUGAGCAGCUGCUAAAGGACGCAACUGGGGCCUCUCGCAUCUUCAUCUUCGACCACACCGUCCGACGCGCGCCCAAAGAUCAACGCAACGCCGACCCCAACGCGGCCAUCAACCUCCGCGGGCCCGUGAACCGCGUGCACAUUGACCAGAGCUACAGCGCGUCGAAAUCGCGCGUGCCACACCACCUCCCCGAGGAAGCCGACCGGCUCCUGCAGACGCGCUACCAGAUCAUCAACGUGUGGCGGCCGAUCAAGAAGAUCCUGAAGGACCCGCUCGCCGUGGCCGACGCAGACUCAGUGCCGGACUCGGACCUCGUGCCCGUCGGCCUCAUCUACCCGAACCGCAAGGGCGAGACCCUGACGGUGCGGCCCAACCCCGAGCACAAGUGGUACUUCCUGUACGGACAGGAGCCCGACGAGGUCACGCUGAUCAAGUGCUUCGACUCGAAGCUCGACGGGCGCGCCAGACGCAUCCCUCACACCGCGUUCAGUAAUCCCGCUCAUGUGGAUGAUUACUCGCGCGAGAGUAUUGAGGUCCGCACGCUGGUGUUCCAUGAGGAUGAGCCCGCCGAGUAG
This is a messenger RNA of Exophiala bonariae, 924 nucleotides long. RefSeq lists its product as uncharacterized. Gene Ontology annotation, molecular function: oxidoreductase activity. The transcript has 2 exons. Bases 1 to 924 code for a protein of 307 amino acids. NCBI's taxonomy places the organism in Eukaryota, Fungi, Ascomycota, Eurotiomycetes, Chaetothyriales, Herpotrichiellaceae. The record is from RefSeq and is a predicted model, not a curated record.